Messenger RNA from Aureobasidium pullulans EXF-150, 2382 nucleotides. RefSeq lists its product as uncharacterized. NCBI's taxonomy places the organism in Eukaryota, Fungi, Ascomycota, Dothideomycetes, Dothideales, Saccotheciaceae. Gene Ontology annotation, molecular function: GTP binding; GTPase activity; microtubule binding. The record is from RefSeq and is a predicted model, not a curated record. Bases 1 to 2382 code for a protein of 793 amino acids. Gene Ontology annotation, cellular component: microtubule; membrane; cytoplasm. The transcript is spliced from 2 exons.
AUGUGCGACGUCCCUCAACAGGAACAGAUCGACCUGCUCGGUCGCCCCGUCCAGAAGUUGGUCGAGCUGAUCAAGGAGCUUGAAACACUUGGUGUAGAGGCGAAGAACCUGCCUCUUCCUAAGAUCGUCGUUGUUGGCGACCAAUCUGCUGGAAAGAGCUCACUUAUCGAAGGUCUGAGCGGUAUCAAAGUUCCACGCAGUGACGGAACCUGUACUCGCUGCCCACUCCAGAUCACUCUCUACAGCGCUCCUGAUGACGGUACUGCCUGGUCUUGCAAAGUCUCGCUCCAACAAAAGUUUUCUUUCAACCCCAACAUUGAUGCCACCAUCCAGGGUCGCUAUGGCAAAUGGCGCGAAGACCACACUCCCACCACCAUUCCCUUUGCAGUCGUCGACGACAGAGAAGCUUUGGCGGGAGUCAUCAGUCGUGCCCAAUGGGCCACCCUGAACCCCGGCGAUAACCCCGUCAAGUACGUCAAUGCAGACAUGGUCGAGAGUAUGCCCAUGAAGGUCGAAUUCUCUCCCAACAAGGUGAUUCUAGACAUCACCGCCCCCGGUCAACCUAGUCUCUCGUUCAUCGACCUUCCGGGUGUGAUUCGUCAGAUGACUACCGCAAAGGACAAAUGGCUGGUCAAUCUUGUUGAGAACUUUGUGACCGAUCACAUCAAGCAGGAUAACUCGCUCAUCCUACUCGCUCGCUCCAUGGAGUCUGAUUUUGCCAACUCGAGCGCCGCUGCCCUGAUCGAUCAAUGCGAUGGAGCACUGAGCCGCACCGUCGGCUGUCUCACCAAGCCUGAUCGCUGGCCUCCUGGUACAAAGACUCAGAUCCUACAGAGUGUCCUUCAUGGUGAUGCUUUUGCAGUUGGCCAUGGAUACUUUGUGACCAAACAGCCGGAUCAGCUUCAGCUCAACAAUGACAUCUCGUCUGAGGAGUCCCGUAGUAAGGAAGACGAGUUCUUUGCUCAAACCCCUUGGAGUAAUGAGCUACAGAUUUUCCAGGAUCGCUUUGGAACCUUUAAGCUCCGAGACGCUCUCUCUAAAAAGCUGACCCACCAGAUCCUUAUUACCUUGCCAAAGAUCACCAGAACUGUCGACGCUCAUCUGCUGGAGAUUGAGACUGAGCUUGCUGGCUACCCUGAUCCCCCGGAGAAUGCUCUCGGUAAGGUACUCGAGGCUCUGAAUGUGUUCCGCGCCUCUGUCGAAAGGCACGUACAUGGCACCCACCCUUACAACGAGAUGCGGAACACACUCAAGGGACUGGCCAACACUUUCGAACGCAACCUACACAAGCUUCGCCCGGGCCUUAUUGUCGCCACUCCUGAAGGUCAUCGUCAAGCCGUAAACAUUCCAACCUUUUCUCUACUCUCCGAUGAUGAGGAUCCCACCGGUACGCCCUGCCCGACCGUCGAGCUUGCUGAGCUUGCUCAGGGUGGUAAAAAGAGAAGGGGCAACUUCAACACCCCCGCCCUAGCAUCUACCUCCAAGAGAAUCAAGCCUGAUAACACUACUGUCUCCAAAAACAGCUCGGCAGGAAACACGGGCAAGAGAACUUUCCGUCUCCUCGAGAUGCGUGAAACGCUUGGCAAGCUGACGGCCUCUGGUGUCCCUGGCGAGGUUGAUCCUCUUGCCGUUGACUACCUUCGCAAGGAAACUGUCGCUGGAUGGGAGCCACCCAUGCUCGAAUUUAUCACUGACGUCAAGCAAGAGAUCCAAAAUAUUCUAGACCAAUUACUCGAAGAGGCUUGCUCCCAAUGGCUCAAUACUGCCUUCUUUAGCGAGGCCAAGAAGAUCGUCAAGGUAUACAUCGCCAACGCCAUGCGCUGCCAGCUCGAGUACGCAAAGCGUGCACUCACGCUUGAGCAACGCAAGCCCUUUACCCUCAACACCAAGGGCUUCAAGCUCGAGCAGGACAACGAGCUUCAGAUUCUCCAGGAAGGUCGCACUACCCAGCGUCUUGUCGAAAAGCUUGACGCGGCCGACCGCGCUGCUGGCCGCAUCAUGGUCGAUCAAAUCGAACGCAAGAAGAAGGCCAAAUCUGAUCUCAAGGCCAGAGCAGACCUUGGUGACGACCCCUUCGAUCAAGAGGUCAGGGUCAUGGCCAAAGUCCGAGGCUACCACAACAUCGCCCUCUCACGCUUCUUGGAUCACGUUGUUCAUGGAAUCAACAACGAAGUCCUCCACGACCUCGAGACUAACCUGAUCCAGCAACUCAAGGCUGGCUUGGAGGUUGAGACGGGCGAGGCCCAUGAGCGCUCCAAGGAGUUGCUCGCCGAGGAUCGCGAGCGUGAGAUUCAUCGCAAGGAGCUGCAGAAGGAGAGAGCCAAUUUCAUCGAGGCUCAGCACAAGCUCGCCCGUAUCGGACAGAUUGGCGAGGAUGUUUGA